UUGCCUCCGUAGCGUCACCCUUUUUUCCACUUUCAUUUCGCGCUAAGAGGAACAAUAACACUAAUACUAGCAAAAGAGACAAAAGUACAGUCUACAAUGGACAACGGACACUCGGGCCUAUAUCCUCCAUUGGAGAGGAUACAGCGGGACGCGCAUGUGUCGUCAUUGGAGCAAUAUAAGGAGAUGUACCAGCGCUCCAUCGAGGACCCCGCCGGCUUCUGGGAUGAAAUCUCAAAACAAUUCUUUUGGAAGUCUCCCCCGACCGGCGAAUUCCUCCAGUAUAACUUUGAUUGCAACCAGGGCCCCAUCUCUAUAAAAUGGAUGGACGGAGCGCAGACCAAUAUAUGCUAUAACGCCUUGGAUCGUAACAUUGACCGGGGCAUGGGGGAUAAGAUCGCUUUUUACUGGGAAGGCAACAAUCCCAAUGACCAGGGCUCCAUUACCUUUAAGAAGCUUCUGGAAGAGGUCUGCAAAUUCUCCAAUGUUCUAAAAAAGAUUGGUAUAAAGAAGGGAGACCGAAUAGCCAUCUAUAUGCCCAUGAUAUUAGAACUCGUUGUUGCUAUGUUGGCAUGUGCCAGGAUCGGAGCUGUUCACUCCAUCAUUUUUGCUGGCUAUUCCUCCGACUCGCUGGCCGGUAGAAUCCUUGAUGCGAAGUGUCACGUAGUUAUCACUGCUGAUGGUGUGUGGAGAGGAGCCAAGUUGUUAAAUGUAAAGAAGAUAGUUGAUGAUGCUGUAGACAUCUGCACCAAAUCGAGUCACGAAGUUCGUACAUGUGUGGUCGUGAGACAUCUCUCUCCUUCAGAGGAAGACAUAAGCAACCUAAAGCAUGACGAGAAUACAGAACCACCUGCUACUCGACCCUCACUCAAACUCAAGAUCAACUGGCAUGAUGGAAGAGAUGUGUGGUGGCAUGAUAUAAUGACUGGACAGUCCACCGAGUGUGAGGCGGAGUGGAUGAUGGCCGAGGACCCACUCUUUAUGCUGUACACAAGUGGCUCCACUGGGAAGCCCAAGGGUGUGCUCCACACGGUGGCGGGUUACAUGUUGUACUCGGCCACAACCUUCAAGUUCGUCUUCGACUACCACCCGGGCGAGGUCUACUGGUGCACGGCUGAUGUGGGAUGGAUCACUGGACACACCUACACCUGCUAUGGUCCACUGAACAACGGCGCCACAGGAAUCAUUUUUGAAGGAGUGCCGUUUUUUCCCGAUGCUGGCAGAUUCUGGGCCAUCAUUGAGAAAUACAAAGUGGCAAAGUUCUACACAGCACCAACCGCCAUCAGGGCUCUCAUGAAAUACGACGACUCGUUUGUCACUAAGUAUGAUAGAAGCACACUGAAGGUCCUGGGCACUGUGGGUGAACCCAUCAACCCCGAAGCCUGGCUCUGGUACUACAACGUGGUUGGCAACAAGCAGUGUGCCAUUGUGGACACCUUCUGGCAGACAGAAACAGGAGGUCAUGUGAUUACCCCUCUCCCUGGUGCCACAACAACCAAACCAGGGUCAGCAACUUUCCCGUUCUUUGGAGUGGUCCCCGUCAUAUUGGAUGAGGAGGGGCGGGAGAUUACAGAGCCCAACAAGGAGGGAUAUCUGGUGUUCAAGCAGCCAUGGCCAGGUAUCAUGAGGACAGUGUACGGGAACCACGAGAGAUUCGAGACCACAUACUUCAAAAAAUUCCCAGGAUACUACUGCACAGGAGAUGGCGGGAAGAAGGACAGUGACGGCUACAUAUGGGUCACUGGACGAAUCGACGACAUGGUCAAUGUCUCGGGGCACCUGCUGAGCACCGCCGAGAUAGAGUCUGCCUUGGUGGAGCACCACAAGGUCGCGGAGGCUGCAGUGGUGUCCCACCCCCACAAAAUUAAGGGGGAGUGUACCUACUGCUUUGUCACCCUCAAAGAGGGUGAGACGUUCAGUGACGAGUUGGGCAGCGAACUCAAGACAAAAGUGAGAACCAAGAUCGGCCCAUUUGCAAUGCCCGAUUUUGUUCAGAAUGCGCCCAGUCUGCCCAAGACUCGCUCUGGUAAGAUCAUGAGGCGAAUUUUACGCAAGAUCGCGGUUGGUGACCGGGACGUGGGUGACAUCACGACCCUAGCAGACGAGACAGUGAUCGAGAGUCUGUUCAAUCUCCGCCCAGACGAUGCAUAAUAACCGGGGAAUCCGGGGCACAGGGACAAGGGACAUCGACAUUAAGUAUUAGGGACCUCACUCACAGCCAAAACUAAAAACUCAUCUCAUCGGAACAAAUUUUCAACAUCUGAAACCUUUUUUACUGUGCUUUAUUUGUUGUGUCUUGUCUCUAUGAGUUUUACUGUUAGUGAUACAAACUUUGUACAAAUCAUGUUGUGCAAUUUAUGGAGAAUAAUUAGUGCAAUUUACCAAUGUUCACAACUGUGAAUUCUAAUGUAGAAAUAAUGAUAGACUUGUAUAUAAACAGAAGUAACAGACAUACACCCAUUGACUGUUGUUGAUGAAGUACAGCUAUUGUAAGUUGAUACUAUAAAAUGAUAACCACAUUC
This is a messenger RNA of Magallana angulata, 2519 nucleotides long. RefSeq names its product acetyl-coenzyme A synthetase, cytoplasmic-like. The record is from RefSeq and is a predicted model, not a curated record. NCBI's taxonomy places the organism in Eukaryota, Metazoa, Mollusca, Bivalvia, Ostreida, Ostreidae. The coding region runs from base 97 to 2148 and encodes 683 amino acids. The transcript is spliced from 16 exons. Gene Ontology annotation, molecular function: acetyl-CoA synthetase activity; AMP binding.